Messenger RNA from Octopus sinensis (East Asian common octopus), 3679 nucleotides. RefSeq names its product tetratricopeptide repeat protein 7B. The record is from RefSeq and is a predicted model, not a curated record. The coding region runs from base 630 to 3119 and encodes 829 amino acids. NCBI's taxonomy places the organism in Eukaryota, Metazoa, Mollusca, Cephalopoda, Octopoda, Octopodidae. The transcript has 20 exons. Gene Ontology annotation, biological process: phosphatidylinositol phosphate biosynthetic process; protein localization to plasma membrane. Gene Ontology annotation, molecular function: protein binding. Gene Ontology annotation, cellular component: plasma membrane.
GAAGAAAACAGGACGAUCACGAGUGAAAUAUUUUGAUCAUAGGUCAGUUGGAUCAGAGCCGAUGUGGAGCUACGAAGCCACACCUACAAAAUCAAUAAUUUUAAAUUUAUAUUUUUCAAAUUAGAUGGUUAUGGGCUCGUUCUUCUAUAUAGGAUACAACCCAGACCUCUGAACACACAGAGUAAUUUAUAUUUAUUCGAGAGUAUAAAGUUCUAAUUGUUUAGAUAAGGUCGAAUUCGCAGGAAUACACACAUGAUAGUCAAAUAGUAUCACUUGUCAUUAAUGAUUAUCGUAUUUUUCAGACAACGCAUUAUUAUGAAAUAUAAUAGAUUAAUGCAAGAUUUACUGCUUAAAUAUGGAAAAGUAAUCACUUCUUUUAUCUAGCAGUUUUAUAUAUCUUUAUAGUGGGAGGUAAUUCUGCUCGAAAUCAAGGUUCGCUUAUAUUAAUUAUUAUUAAAUGUGCAUGUAUAAUGAUGAAUGAAAAUAGAAAUUAAUAUUUUUGUGUACGAAAUAUAAAUUAUACUAAAAGAAAUAUAUAUCAGUGAAAUUCAUUUCCUAAACACAAAAAAUAAAAUAAAUCUAUUGAAAUUAAUGUAACUAGCAGACGACUUUGUACAGUUUCCUGUGUAAUGGCGGCGAAAGUGAAGCCAUCCCGGCUGGAGGCUGAAAUUGAGAAAUGUAGGGCCGAAUGCAGCUGGCAAAGGGCUUUAGAAUUUGUCAGACAACUUGUUCACAAGUCUCCAGGUUUUGAAUACAUGGUUGACUUUGUGAUGGGAGAAUGUAAACUUGAAGAGUACCUAGAGAAAUUCCCCCCAUGUGAGAAGAAUAUCAGCAAAGCUAUAAGUGAACUUUCUGAAGCUGAGACCCUUUUUAACCGAGUGAUUCAAGGGGACAAUAGAUUCAAAUUCGAUGCUCAACUUUUAUUAGUCAAAAUCCACUACUGUCGUGGCAAUUAUACUGGUGCUUAUGCUUUAUUGGAAAAAGCUGAUAUUGAUAACAUCACUAUUAAGUCUCCCUCAAUCCGGUUUCUACGGAUUUUAGCCGAAGGCUAUGCUAUUAAAGGUCUUUGCUUGGAACGGAUGCCCCCAGCAACCACUAGCAAAUUUAAAGCUGCUGAGAAAGAGGAGAAGAUAAUUCAUUAUUUUGAAAAAGCUGGUGAUCUGGCAUUGUUACAUUUACAAGAACAGGAGAGGAGUCAAACCAGUGGGCAGCUAGGUGUUGGGCAGGUAUCACUAGCCCCUGUUAACGUGAACGAUGUGGGACUUAUUUUGGAAACUGCAAUACAACAGGCUCCCAUUUUACACAUUAAGAAUGGAAAACUCUCCUGUGGUAUUAGCAGAUUUCGAGAGCUACUACGGGCAGUCGAAUCUCGUUACACCCAAAGUUUACGACAGAUUCUUUCCCGCCAGCUGGCUGAAGUUUUGUUGAGGGGUGUUUGUGAAAGAACAUACCUUCAAUUAGAUCUCAGCUCUGAGAAUUCAGAAUCAAAAAGUGGAAACACAGCUGUUCCUAGAAUGUAUGCUGGAGAUAAGCUAUUUACACCAGCAAAUGAGAAUGAGGAAGCCCUUUUGUUACUUCUUAUUGCUGAAGCUAUUGCUACCAGCAAUGUGGUUCUUAAUCGUUCUCCAGAACAUUCUGAAUUCCGACAACUGACCUUCAAGAAUGUUGGCACUGUAUAUGAUCUAUUAGCUAUAGCAUUGGUAAAAAGGGCACACUUCACUUUACUAGCAGAGAGCUAUGAGAGAGCUAUGCGCUUCUCUUUUGAUGAAUUCCAUAUAUGGUACCAAUUCGCUAAUUCCUUAAUUUGUACUGGAAAAUAUAGCCGUGCAGUACUGGUGCUAAAUGAGUGUGCUCGGCAGCAACCAAAGAAUCCAGCUCUCCUGUUGCAAGCAGCGCGCAUCUGCAUAGAAUAUCUCUAUCAGUAUAAUGAGGGGAUUGACUUUGCUGAACGAGCUAUAGCCAUUGAAGGGGACCAUCCCCUCCGGUCACGCAUCUAUGUUAUGAUGGGUGUCGGCUACAGUAUGAAGGCCAAUGAUAUGAAAAUGCAAGAAGAACGACAGAAACAAAACAGAAACGCCAUGAAUGCUUUCUAUAAAGCAUUUCAAGAAGAUCCUAAUGAUUUCCUAGCAUCAUUCCACUUGGCAUUACAAUUAGCAAUCCAACGACAGAUUUCUGAUGCUGUGCAUUUUGUGCGUAAUGCUUUGAAACAGUGCAGCGAUCAUAUUCAUUCUCUACAUCUGCUUGUGCUGCUGCUAUCUGCCCAGAAGCAUUAUGAAGAAGCUGUGCAGUUUCUUGAGACAGCUCUACAAGAAUAUCCUGAAAACAUAAGUUUGUUGCUAACUAAAGCUAGACUUGAAGAAGUAUGUCUUGGACCAGAAGAAGCUUUGGUUACGUGCAAACAUAUGUUGAAACUAUGGAAAGAUUUACAUGAAAUUCAUCAAGAAGAUGGUUUUGAAUCACAGUCAAGAGGACAUAUCGAUCGAACAGCAUUUGACAAAAGGAGUUUAGCUCAAAUGCAACUGAAUGAAGUCAGUGAUCGAGAUUCUGGAUCAAUUCGUGCAGAAUCAAUAGCUGCAUCUCGUGUAGAGCAUGCCUUGUCUGAAGUGGCUUCUUCUAUGAACAGUUCCUACGUCCCACGCCAUGGUUCUCAACAGAUUUGGAUGCUACAAGCUCAGAUAUGGUUACAUUUAGCUGAACUUUAUCUCAGUUUAGACCGAACAACAGAAGCUGAAUCCUGCGUACAGGAAACUUCUGCCAUAUUUCCACUAUCUUACCAAGUAGCUUUCAUGAAGGGACGUGUCCUUGAACAUAAGAAACGUUUCCAAGAAGCUAAGGUGUAUUUUGAAAAUGCUAUAUCCAUCAAUCCUGGCCAUGUAAAGAGUCUAGAGCAUUUAGGGAAUGUAUUACAUAACCUAGGAAAUGACCGAAUGGCUGAGAAGGUGCUCCGUGAGGCAGUAAAUGCUGAUACUAAAUCACAUCAAUCUUGGUACUGUCUUGGUCAAGUGUUACACAGCCUCGGUCAGUAUGAGGCUGCAAGUGACUGUCUCCAAUUUGCUAUGGACUUAGAAGCUAACAGUCCUAUCAUUCCAUUCACUGUCAUUCCACGCCUGUUGCACUGACUGGUAUGUUACCGAGAAAUGUCGAAAUGAAAUGUCAUGCUUGUUCAGAAGGAUCAGCUAGUUUCCUGCUGCCUGUGUCUCCUCUCCACCCUACUGCUGCUUACCACAGAAGUAAAUCACGAUCUAGACACCAAACCAGCCACCACACAAACAAACAGACAGACAAUCUACCCCAGCUAACCAGCCUGUUCAGAUGCCAAUAAAGUGGAUGGCUGGGUAGGUAGACAGCUACAGGGAAUGCAGUUAAUGUGCUACUUGUUUAGUAUGUCAAGUGAAGUUAACAAUAAAGUAUUCACUGGUAUCUAUCACCAUCCAGCAGGUGUAAAACCAUAGCAGCGAAGAUGAAUAGUUCCACACAACAUGCAUCAUAAGAAUGGCCGCCUGCUUGGAUAUGUGUGUUUUUGCUGUGCACGACGACAACAGAGGGUGUUAUUUUUUUGUACAUUUUAACAGCAAUUCAAAUGGUUGUUGUUGUUAUUGUUGUUAUUGUUAUUAUUGUUGUUAUUUUAUUACUACAAUUACUACUACUAUAAUGAUAAUAUUAAUUAUUAUUAAUAAUU